Molecule: messenger RNA, 3774 nt
Organism: Lachancea thermotolerans CBS 6340
Lineage: Eukaryota; Fungi; Ascomycota; Saccharomycetes; Saccharomycetales; Saccharomycetaceae
Gene: SSM4
Product: E3 ubiquitin-protein ligase SSM4
Exons: 1
Coding region: 1-3774 (1257 amino acids)
Cellular component (GO): endoplasmic reticulum membrane
Molecular function (GO): zinc ion binding
Source: RefSeq, a predicted model, not a curated record
AUGGGAGUGGCAGCAGAAGAAAGCUCUGGUGAGAAUGAGCAUUCGGCAGCUCUAAACGCCAGCUGCCGAAUCUGCAGGGGAGAAAAUACAUCAGAUAGUCCACUAUUUCAUCCAUGCAAAUGCCGAGGUUCUAUCAAGUACAUUCACGAAAGCUGCCUGUUAGAAUGGGUGGCGUCCAAAAACGUUGACCUGGCACGACCAGGCGCUAACAUCAAGUGCGAUAUCUGUCAUUAUUCUAUUCAGUUCAAGACGUUGUACGACGAGAACAUGCCGGACCGUAUUCCCGUGGGGCUGGUCAUACGCACUACGCUUGGGUCCGUUUUCAAAGAGGCGCAAGCUGUAAUACGCAUUGUGAUGGCCACCACUUUGCUCGUUGUGGGCAUCCCUCUGGCAUGGAAUACUUUGGGGAAAUUGAUCGCCAUGCUGUUGUUUGGCGGAAGUCUUCCCAUUCAAGGCGACUUUUGGAAGAGCUUGCUUUACGGAUUUGAGGCAACAGUGCCAGAAAACCCAUCCAAGUUAAACAUUGCUCUUCAACUUUUGAAGAACUACAGAUUCUCCCUAACACAAAUUGUUUUUCUCACAGUAAUACACAUCGCCCUCUAUUUUCAAUACGACAUGGUUGUGCGGGAACCCAUAUUCCGCGAGAUGGUGUACCACAACAUCGGUCCCCGCUUCAAUGGUGAAGAGCUGGCAACAUCCCUCCAUAACGCCAUGCAGUUCAUUCGGGCGAAUGAAGAACGACUGCGCGCUCAGCGGGCAGUUCCUUUGCAGGAAGACCUGCUUCGUGGUCAAGACCUCGGAUUUGGAAACGAAGGUAUCCAGGCGGGAAAUGACGAGCACAAUGACGAUAGGCACAAUUCCACCCAUAGGAAUCGCGGAAGCGAAGAUGGCAUUUUUUACAACGGGGAGGAUGACGAAGAUGAUGACGAUUACGAACCCAACGAGGCAGUGGCUUCUGAAGAGUCAAUUGCUUCCUCAAGUUCUAGCGAUCACGAAAUUGAUGACGAGGAGCGCCAGCAGCUGGACGAGAACAACGGCGUUUUCAACUUCACCAUGAAUCAUGGCAGAGAUAACGAUCUUGAAUUUAUGGUGCAAAACGCUCAACAAAACGCCGAGAGGGAGCAGCAUGAAGAACCAGCUGUGGGUCCAGGUCGCAAUGAUGGUGCAGCUGAUCCUGAGGAGGCCUGGAACCAAGAACGUCCAGCAAUCUUCGGCGUACAAUUAAGAUUCAGAAACCUGCCUUUCUACUUUCUUGCUGCGACAGCGUUCUUGGCGAUAUAUCUUUACUUGACCUACGCUAUUCCUACAUUCUUGGGCAAUCUGCUCUUGACCAUUUACAGCAAAGUAUUUGUUUGGGCUUUCCGGGGGUUCAUAAAGCUUGUUGAGAUUUCAAGAACACCAACACUCUACAAAGAGUUGUCGAGGCGCUUCCCCCGUAUUUCUUCCCUCAAUUUGUGGCUUAACACUAAGGCAAUGCAGAUCUUUUCAUUCAUAUCCUACGUGUACACCAACUACGUUGACUACAACAAUAAGACCUCAACCGUCGCGCAAUCUAUACCUGCCUUGGCCACGUACAGCACGCUUCUUGGAAUUUUAUGUGCAAGUACGGGGAUCAUGAGUAGAGGCUAUGGGCCAAAGAACGGUAUGAAGAACUCUAAUCUCCGAUUUGUAUUCCACCUUUUCUUCGCAAUAAGAUGUUCGCUUAAAGUUUUUCUAUUGUUCGGCAUUGAACUUGUUGGUUUUCCUGUCCUAGCUGGUUUGAUGAUUGACUUUUCACUGAUUAGCCCAUGCCUGACUUCGCAUAACAAAUUCCUGCUUAUUGGAGGGCUCGACAUAUGGUCUCCAGCAAAGUGGGUCCUUUAUUGGGUUAUUGGGACAUUCUACAUGUGUUGGUUCGCGAAGUAUGUCGCUAUGAUCAGAAAAUACAUUAUUAGACCGGGCGUGCUAUUUUUCAUCCGGUCUUCUGAUGAUCCAAAUAUCAGAAUUUUGCACGAUAGCCUAAUUCAUCCUAUGAGAGUCCAAAUUUCUAGGCUGCUUCUGUCAAUAAUGCUUUACGCCUUAUUCAUUGUUAUCGGAUUCGGCUUCCAUACUAGAAUCUUGUUCCCUUUGAUUCUCAAGUCCAAGUUGUUGCCCUUUGAAACUGCUCAAGAUGAACUGUUUUUUUACGGGAUUGCUGCGAUUCUCCACCAGCCAAUGCGUAUAACCGAAGCGAAUAAAAGCUUCAACUUGUAUGUUCGGCAGUAUUGGACGAAAGCUUUUGACCUUUCCUGCAAGAAGCUUCGUUUGUCUUCUUUUAUUUUGAAUAAAGACAUAUCAACGGAGAGAGGGUACAUUGUAUACCGUAAUCUUUUCUACAGGUUUUUUUUCUCUGAGAAAGCCAAAUGGUCAAACCCAGACCUUUAUGUUGACCCUAAAACCCCGGCUCAGGCUGAUGAACUCUUCAAAGCUAAUCUAGAGAUACAUGCCUAUUUUGUGCCCGACGGAACCCUAAUGCGUGUACCAGCAAACGAUCUUAUUUCACGGAAUUACGUGCAAACGCUCUUUGUGCCGGUCACAAAGGAGAACAAACUUUUGAAGCCUCUCGAUGUUGAGUCAAUCAAAGAGAGGAACAAAGAAAACGCAGGAGAUUAUAGCUAUCUUGACGACCAAAGCACAGAAUUUGAUGCAUACACGGUCGUGUAUACGCCCCCUAACUUUAGGUCAAGGUUUUCAACUCUAUUACUGCUAAUUUGGGUUUUUGCCUCAGUUUUAUGCAUGACUCUGGCACUAUUUUUUAACUUCGUUGGAAGACUAAUGCUGGUGGCUGUAUUAUCACCCUUUUCAGGUAAUGAGAAAGCUCGCGGGUAUCUAUUGGCGUACCGGAAGUUCUCAUCCGUAAGCUUAUGGCCCAUUGCUAUAGGUGCAUGGAUUACAAUGCGCGGAACAGAACUAUUUCACAAGUUUAAGAUGACCAGGGUCGUGCACGAUGAAUAUGCUGUGCACCCCGAGGCCGGCGAUGGAGCCGAGAAUGACGGCGGCGUUAGAGAACCAGAAAAUCUCGAGCCUGCUGCAGACUUUGAAGAAAACGAGGAAGGUGCCAAUGCGCCCUUGCCCCAAGAUAGACUGCAGUGGCAAGGACGACUACUAUUCAUUUUGUUGGGUAAAAUGCAAGCCAUAAAGUACUGUAUUGUACUAUACUACAAUUUCGCAUUCGUUUCGCUCUUCGUUGAAAUUUUUAUCUUAAGAAUUGAAAAGCCCUGGAAAAUUGACACUUUCUUCACACCAAAUUCUUGGGCAGAAUUUGGCACUGUAGUGAGCGAAAGACUUGUGACUUUUGGUCUUUUUUUUACUUGGUUUGUGUUGGCCUCGAUCAUUGACGCAAGGAAGUCAAUUCAGCGUAUGCUACAGCUAGGGCAAGAUGAAAGGCUAAAAUCUUUGAAAAUUCUCGUUAUCGAUUUGGUCAAGGAAUGUGUCCUGACGGCAGGCCUCAGCUUUGCAUUGCAAAUGGCUUUAUGCACAUAUGAGUAUCUGUUAAAGGGUCCCCCUUCCUAUGAAUCAGUCUUGUCGGCGUAUUCUUUCCUGAGAACAGUCCGCCCUUCGCUGUCAUCAUCAGAAGUUCCUUGGACUAUCCCUCACAAACUUUUCUUUGUCAUUCCUCCCGUGUUGAGCGGCACUUUCUAUCUACCCAAGAUCUUCAAGUCAGUUUCUGAUUUCAUUAAGAAAUCCGUUGUUAACACAAGGGAGCAGGUCUACGGCAGGGGCAAGACCCUGACAAACCUGCCUGAAGGAUUGUGA